AGGGGUUUUUAUCAUUUCAGCUAUUAUUAUUAUCACCAUCUCCAUUUUCAUCCAUUCCUCUCUUCUCAAACUCUGUUUUCUAAAUUUCUUCCUAAUUAUGACUCCAAUAGCAGUAUUGAGACACGCUCCCCUCGUGCGUGUUGUACAGUUUCGCGCGCUAACAAUUGCCUGCAGCGGCGGCGGCGCAGCCACCGCCUCUACAGUUGCCGUACCUCCUCCGGCCAAAAAGAAUAAACAAGACCCAUGCGUGCUAGUGGGCAUGUCAGAGCCAGAAUUCCAACAACUCGCCCUUGAUUUUGGUCAGCAAAAGUACAGAGGCAAGCAAUUGCAUAAUCUGGUGUACAAGAUGAAGGCUAAAGAAAUUCAGGAUCUUAUUCACGUGCCACAGGCUUUCAGGACUGAAUUGAUGGAAGCAGGGUGGAAUGUGGGUCGGUCGCCUAUUUACAAAUCGGUCACCGCCGCUGAUGGUACAGUCAAGUUGCUACUAAAGCUGGAUGAUGACAGGCUGGUGGAAACUGUCGGCAUACCUGUUGACAAUAUCAAAGGCUCACCUCGACUGACUGCAUGCAUCUCGUCACAGGUGGGUUGCCCAUUAAAAUGCGCCUUCUGUGCCACCGGCAAGGGAGGUUUCUCGAGGAACCUUAAGAGUCAUGAAAUUGUCGAACAGGUUUUGGCAAUUGAAGAGGUAUUCAAGCGCCGAGUUACUAAUGUGGUGUUUAUGGGAAUGGGUGAGCCAAUGUUGAACUUGAAAGAAGUUCUUGCAGCACAUCGAUGCUUGAACAAGGAAAUUGAAAUUGGGCAAAGGAUGAUAACAAUUUCGACGGUUGGAGUUCCAAACACCAUCAGAAGACUGGCCACUCACAAGCUUCAAUCUACAUUAGCUCUCAGUUUACACGCUCCAAACCAGAAACUUAGGGAAACGAUUGUGCCGAGUGCAAAGUCGUACCCUUUGGACGCAAUCAUGGAGGACUGCAAGCAUUACUUUACUGAAACCGGUAGACGAGUUUCCUUCGAAUACACACUCUUAGCUGGAAUAAACGAUUCUGUAGAUCAUGCAAUAGAACUGGCACAGCUUCUUCAAAAAUGGGGUCAUAGCUAUCACGUAAACCUAAUACCUUUCAACCAUAUAGAAGGGUCCGAGUUCAAGCGUCCCUACAAGAAAACGGUUCUUGCAUUUUCGGCUGCUUUGGAGUCUCGUAAAAUUACUGUGAGCGUACGUCAAACGAGGGGGUUGGAUGCGAAAGCAGCAUGUGGGCAACUGAGGAACGAGUUUCAGAAAACUCCUUUGCUUGAAGCUGUUGCAGAAGAAGUCCAGGAACCUGAACUAGAGAUGACAGCUGUCGCUGCUUGAUUGGCUGAGAGGUGUUUUGCUCGUGGUGUUUGUUAUAACACGAGAAAUCAUUGGUGGCCGGCCAAUAAGAAUGGGAUUCGUUAAGAGAUAUAUUUCGACUUCUUCUGAGCCAAGGUAAAAGUUUGAUCUUAAUGAGCCCCCCCCCCCCCCUCUUUUUAGCAUGCAGAGAAUUCAUUGCUAAUGGAGAAAAGCUUUGAAUAUGAGAAUACGCAUUGAUUUAUGAUGACAUUUUUUUUUUUUUUUUUUAUGUAAAUUAUAAUUAAGAGCAAGUUAUCUGCACUUGUAGUUCAGAGUUUAAAGACUGAUCUGGGACCAGCUUUUUGUAAUUGGUUCUUUAAGUAUUUAUAUUUUAUUAUUAAUGGUUAAGCAAGUUUGUUGGUUAA
Messenger RNA from Erythranthe guttata (spotted monkey flower), 1734 nucleotides. Its product is annotated as Radical SAM superfamily protein. Gene Ontology annotation, molecular function: RNA methyltransferase activity; iron-sulfur cluster binding. Lineage: Eukaryota; Viridiplantae; Streptophyta; Magnoliopsida; Lamiales; Phrymaceae. The record is from RefSeq and is a predicted model, not a curated record. Gene Ontology annotation, biological process: tRNA methylation; rRNA base methylation.